CUCAGCCACUCUAUUCGUUGAGAGUGCAGCAUGAGGGGUACAGUUUGUCAGUUUUUGCUAUUGGCGCAUGCGGUCUAUGCUAUCACAGGACCUAGGCCAGAAAAUGAGUACGAUAGAAGAAGACAAGUUUCACUGGGGCAUCCAGGGUUUAGCGAGCAUCAGACAAGAUUUGGCUUGAAUUCUCCACUACAGAACUUCCAGACCCAAGGUGGCCUUCUCGGCAGCCCAACACAGAGCCCGAUUCAGUUUUCCCAGCCGAUCUUCUCACAGCCCCAACCGCAGCCAUCUUUCGUGCCGCAGUUCAGUAGCAUUCUGCCUAGUCCCGCUCUUCCAACAAAUAUUGGCCUGCAGAAUAAUUUACCUUUACCAAACAAUAACGCGUUCCAGUUCCCUCAGCCACCAGUCAAUCCACCCACGCUUCAGAGUAACUUCCCCCCUACGAAUUUGAGACCACUGCAGCAAAACCAAAAUGUACUUUCCCAACCAGCUCCAACACUGCCCACUUUCCAAAAUAACGGACCUCCCAUUGCGCAAAAUGCACCUUCUUUCAACCAUAAUUCACCAAGUAAUACAGUGAAUAUACAACCAAGGCCAACACAGCCCGCUUUUCUUCCAACAAUCCCAGAGUCACAAAGUCAGCAAAUUUUCAGUCAUCCUAAUCCAAUAACUAUCCAACCUGCACCGAAUCUAGCGCCACAGAGCCUGAGUUUAAACAAUGCGCAAGUACCUUUCCAAUCUAACUUGGGCCAAACCCCCCUGUUUUCGAAUGGACAAUCAUCCCAAAUCCAAAAUUUCUUUGAGCAACAGUCCAAAGAAAACCUUGAGAAACUGAAAGAGCUACAAGAGAGACAGAGAAUAAUUCAAAAGCAUCAGGAAUUUGUUCAAAAACAACAGCAGAAACAACAAGAAAAGGUAGAUAAACUACAUGAAGAGUUCUUAAGUAAACAAGCAACAAAAACUAUACCAACUAUUUCAACGACAGAAAAUUACGAACAUUUCUUCACCCGUAGUCAAGAUAAACACCGACCAAUCUUACCACAUGAGACGGAUUUGUUUAGGAAAGCUUUAGAAAUCUAUGAGAAAGAGCAUCCAACAACUACAACCACUACAACAACAACGACUACCACUACGACACCCGCGCCAGCGCCAAGGUACAAACCUAGAUCGAAGCCAAAGCCAAGAACUCCUCCUCAAGAUAGAAAGAAGCAACAAUUGUAUAAUGAAAUAAAAAAUUUGCUCGAAGAAAGUGAAACAAAAGGAUUUGAUGACAGCUUAAGAGCAAAAAGUGUAGCACUUUUACAGAAACCAGAUAUACUCAAACAAUUAAAAGUAGCAUUAGCUGAAAAUCCCGAAGAUUUCAGCGAGAAGAACUUUACGUCGCGGGAAAUCUCUUUGAACGGCCAGAAGUUUGAAGUGAUUAGAACCACAAAUCCUAAUUUAAUUCCUAAAGGAGCAAUAUCAGCAGAUAGUCCCAACUUGGCACAAAUUGUAGCUGGUACCCAGGCACCACAAAAAGAAAGUCGUAUUUCCUUCGAGGAUUUAACCAAAGAUGUUUUGCCACCCGGAGCAAAUUUCGAGCUAAUUAAACAAUCAGAUAAUGGCAAACUCGAGGAAGUCUCAAAAAUACCAAAUACGCUCCAAAAUAAGAAGAAGGUAACAUUUGUUUUCUUAGAAGAGCAAGAUGACGGCUCUUUCAAAGUCAAAGGAGUCAAAGCAAAUGGUCAACAAACAGAAGAGGGGCCUGAAGUCGAAAAUAUUCUGAAUAAAAUAAAGAAGGGUGAAAUACAAUUGCCUGGAAAGUUGUCGAAUAGUAUUUUGACAUCGACUACAGCCAAUCCGACUACAGAAACAAUUGACUACGUAGCUGAGCCGUCCCAUCUACCUUCAAGUUACUCUAGUUUUGUUACAACAUCCAGCCACGGAACCGUUGGUCAUAAUCUUGUUUCUCAUACGACACCCAUUCCAAACACAUAUCGAAGCAGCAUAAGCCAAACUACAAGACCGACACAAACUCAGACUUUCGCUCCGUCAUCGACUCGAACAGUAUCUACGACUGAGAGAUAUAUCGCCAAAUCCACGUCUCCAACCUACGACUUUACAGCGAAUAGAAAUAGUCACAGUCCAUCAUCUGUUUCAUCAACCCCAACUAGCUUCCCAAGCUCCACGUUCUCGAGUAUCAUCAGUACUACUCCAGCUUACCGCCACACCUCGGAAGACCUUGUGGUAAUAGGAUCUAGCGUGGUACCACCUACUGUGGAUAUAACCAACUCACCUUUAAACUACGGCAGACAAAUCAAUCCUGGUCUUGUCGAUAUCUUAAAAGAGAACGGCUUAUUUGCAACCGCUAAAUACUUACGUCAGUCUGGUCUAGACACCAUUCUGAAUGAAACUGGACCGUACACAAUAUUUGCACCUACCGACAAAGCGUUCAGAACAUUAUUAGUCCAGCUUGGUGGUCCUGAUAGAGCCGAAGAGAAAUUCCGGGAUAAUCCACGUUUGCUCAGUGGCUUGCUUCUCCAUCACGUAAUUCCCGGUGCAUUCGACAUUGGGUCCCUGCAAGACGAGAUGACUGGUGUAUCUCUAGCGGGCACCCAACUGCGUGUUAACCAGUACGACAUGCACGACGUAGAGUGGAAUGAGGUCCGGGUCACCACCAUAAACGGUGCUCGGGUGUUGGAUGACAAGAAAGAUAUUCACAUACCGCAGGGCAUAGCUCACGCAGUGGACAGGGUGAUGUUCCCAUUACCCGUCGGGGACCUGGUGCAGACACUGCAGGCCGACAGAGACAGGCGAUUCACAACGUUCUUGAAGGCGAUUUACGCCAGCGGCUUCGCAGAUACCCUUGCUGAGAGCAAAACUUACACAAUUUUCGCGCCAACUGAUGCGGCGUUCGCACGUCUUCAACCGACCGAGCUCUCGCGAUACUCCGAGAAGGCAGCAGCUCGAGCUCUGGUGGCCAGGCACGUCCUUCCAGGGACCUUAUACAGUGCCGGCAUGAGAUACUACCAGCUGAGGAACUCCAUGGAGGACGCUAAACCGUUGACGUUGCAGAAGAAUGCUGGUCGAAUCAAAGUGAAUAAUGCUCAAGUGAUAACCCACAACAUACCUGCAACUAACGGUGUCAUCCACGCCGUCGACAACAUCCUGUGAACUGCGCCCGCGGAUCCACUACUGCCAAAUUAGCUUCAGUGAAGCUUCCACUUCAAUUAACAAUAGACAAUUACAAUUUUCAAAAUAACUUUUUUGUGACAUUCGAAAACAGAAUUUGUAUAA
Molecule: messenger RNA, 3273 nt
Organism: Achroia grisella
Lineage: Eukaryota; Metazoa; Arthropoda; Insecta; Lepidoptera; Pyralidae
Exons: 6
Coding region: 31-3150 (1039 amino acids)
Biological process (GO): cell adhesion; extracellular matrix organization
Cellular component (GO): extracellular matrix
Molecular function (GO): cell adhesion molecule binding
Source: RefSeq, a predicted model, not a curated record